AUGAGUAAAAACAUUUGUUUGCUCUUCUUCUUGUUUCAUGCAUACCUUUCUUCGUCCUAUACGGAUCGCAUAUGUGGACAAGAUUUGAGUAAUUUAUGGUUGGAUGUUGUAGCUGUUGUGGAUAACUCUGCUGGAAUGACCAAGGGAGGAUUGACAAGUGUCGCUGCAAAUAUUGCUUCCAUAUUCAGUAAAAAUACACAGAUUGGCACUAAUCCGACAAGUCCAAAGACUACAAGACUAGCACUAGUGACAUACAAUGUUGAUGCCACAACUGCGGCGGAUCUAAACAAGUUCCAAUCAAUUGAUGAUAUCUAUAGUGGAAUUAACUCUGCUUUGGCAACAAUAAGCUCUUCUGAAGAAUCAUAUCUUGCCAGAGGGCUUUCACAAGCCGAGAAGGUUUUUCAAGCGGGAAAGCAUGGAUUUAACCGUGCUCAUUAUCAGAAGGUUGUGAUUGUAUAUGCAUCUACAUACAAAGGAAGUGGAGACUUGAAUCCAGUUCCAGUUGCUCAACGCUUGAAAACCUCUGGAGUUACAAUUAUCACCGUGGCAUAUGAUCAAAAUAAAGACGGAGACAUUCUUGUUGAUCUCGAGAAAAUUGCAACUCCUUAUCACAAUCUCUCGAAUGAAAAUUUGAAUGUUAUCGGAGAAAUUCAAGGAUUUUUACUUCAAGCAAAUUGCUUCUGUCCAACUUCUUGGAUUCAAUACCGUGCUUUGCAUGAUGACGUGGAUUCUUACCGUUACGGAAUCUGCAUUCUUCCAGUUGGAUUGACUGCCGUCUGGCGUGCUGCUCAAUUAUCAUGCCGUAAUAGAUGGAGAAAUUCAUAUCUUCUCAAUGAAUAUGACAACAGGAAACACAAUUUUGUUAUAUCAUCUGUCAAAAACUUCUCUGGUUUCCAUUUUCCAUUAAGCUAUCACAUCGGACUGAACAAGGUCAAUGGAAUGUGGCAGUGGGAUCAGCCACAAGAUUGGACACAACCACAACUUCAGAACUAUGAAAUCUGGAAUUCAGGAUAUCCAAUAUCUGAUUCCUCGUUGACAACUGUUUUGAAUCGACAGACAACUGUUGAUUUGGAAAUUGGAUGGCAAAACGUUCAUCAAUUCGCAGCUGCCUCCAACUAUGUAUGUGAAACUGCUGCUUGUGACACUAAUAACUACUGUUCCUCUGGAGGUGAUUCCAUUUCAAACCAUUAGUUUUAUAUGUAAUUUAUU
Caenorhabditis elegans is the source of this 1209-nucleotide messenger RNA. RefSeq names its product VWFA domain-containing protein (gene clec-59). The record is from RefSeq and is marked reviewed. The transcript has 6 exons. Bases 1 to 1191 code for a protein of 396 amino acids. NCBI's taxonomy places the organism in Eukaryota, Metazoa, Nematoda, Chromadorea, Rhabditida, Rhabditidae. Gene Ontology annotation, molecular function: carbohydrate binding.